CCCAGCCCAGCCCAGCCCGUCCUCUAGAUUGCAUCCCUCGCCCCCCGCAUCGACAAACACCCCAGGUCCCUACAUAAAGCCCGCAUCGGCCCCGAUGCCGUCGCCUACAAUGCAAGAGAAAGCGCCACUCCUCCCGGACACCCGCGAGGUUGCAGAUGCAACCAGCGCUGACGACACCAUGGCCCUGCGCAGGUCCCACAGCAAGAGCCGCUUCCAUGCGGCCAUGGUAGUCUUGCUCGUCAGCCUGUUCUGGCUCGCCAGUACGUGGACCUGCGCCGACCACCAUGAAGAGGCCGAUACAAAGGUGCCCAUGGACGUGCACAUCAUGUCGAAAUGCCCCGACGCGCGUGACUGUAUGAACAAACUAGUGCUGCCCGUCAUGGCAAAUGUGUCAGACAAGAUCGACUUUAGACUGAGCAUGAUUGGCACGCUAACAGAAGACGACGGCGUCCUGUGCAAACACGGCCAAACCGAGUGCCUCGGCGACAUCGUCAUGCUGUGCGCAGCGUCCUCGUACCCCGACCCCAAACUCCAUCUCGGAUUCACAAACUGCCUCAUCACCGACUAUCCCGAGAUACCUGCCCGCUCGCUGAUUGAGGACUGCGCGCUAGAGCAUGGCCUCGAUUUCGACGUCCUGAACGACUGCAUGAGCAAGGAAAACGGCGCAUACGGCAUGGGACUGCUCCGCGACAGCGCUCAGCAUAGCAGUGAUGUGGGCGUGACGACGAGCUGCACCAUCAGGCUCGACGACAAAGUGCGAUGUGUAGCGGAUGAUGGUCACUUCAAGGACUGCGAGGGCGGAGACAAGCCCGAAGACCUGAUCCGCGACAUCGAGAGGCUAUACAAAGAGGCCCAGGGAUGGACGUAUUCCUAAGAACAAUAACUGGUCCAUGAUGUAUAACCCCCCCUUUUUUUCUUUUUUUCGUGUUACCACACACAAAGGCGUUGUUUGAAGGCUUUUCUGCAGGCGUCCAAGAAAACUUGAUACCCAAUCUACCAGGCGUAUUGUGCAUAUCCAACAGACACAUACGCAUACC
Molecule: messenger RNA, 1037 nt
Organism: Exserohilum turcica Et28A
Lineage: Eukaryota; Fungi; Ascomycota; Dothideomycetes; Pleosporales; Pleosporaceae
Exons: 2
Coding region: 179-874 (231 amino acids)
Molecular function (GO): oxidoreductase activity, acting on a sulfur group of donors, disulfide as acceptor
Source: RefSeq, a predicted model, not a curated record